AUGACUUCGCGCAGAACUGGAGCGGACCUAAAUAAGGGGUAUUCGGCCGUUGAGUUCCGCGCAGAAGCUGUGGACUGGCCAUUCUCGGUUUAUCAUGAAUAUAUGUCUAAUAACGAAGAUGAAAGCCCGCUAUAUCUAUUCGAUAAGGGUUUCGCGGAGAAGAUGAAUAUUAAGAUCGGGCAUGUUGCAGAUGCGGCAUACUGGCCUCCUGAGUGUUUUGGCCCGGACUUAUUCGAGUUGCUUGGAGAAGAAAGACCAGCUCAUCGAUGGCUCAUUAUCGGACCUAAGCGUAGCGGUUCGACCUUUCACAAGGAUCCAAACGCCACCAGCGCCUGGAAUGCUGUUUUGGAAGGAUCGAAAUACUGGAUUAUGUUUCCACCAACAGCGCAGGUUCCUGGCGUCUACGUUUCAGAGGAUAGCAGUGAAGUCACCAGCCCGCUGAGCAUAGCUGAAUGGUUACUCGAGUUCCAUACGGAAGCACGUGCCGUACCGGGCUGCGUGGAAGGCGUUUGCAAAGCGGGAGAGAUUUUACACGUGCCUAGCGGCUGGUGGCAUUUGGUUGUGAAUCUUGAGGCUGGCAUAGCCCUCACUCAAAACUUCGUGCCCAAGUCACACCUAGCAGAUGUUCUCUCUUUUCUUAGAGACAAGCCAGACCAAGUGACCGGCUUCAAAAGUAACAUCGAAAGCCCAUAUGACCUCUUCGUAGAGCGGCUUAAGACCGAUUAUCCUAAACUUCUUGACGAUGCUCUUGAUGAGCUAGAACAGAGGAGCCUGACGAAGAAAAGAAAAUGGGAGGAGGCUAUCGGGAAGAAGAGUGACGAUGAGAAUGGUGAUGGUGGUUUCAGCUUCGGCUUUGGAGGUGACUCUGACGAGGAGAUACCUUAG
This is a messenger RNA of Daldinia childiae, 885 nucleotides long. RefSeq lists its product as uncharacterized. Lineage: Eukaryota; Fungi; Ascomycota; Sordariomycetes; Xylariales; Hypoxylaceae. Gene Ontology annotation, cellular component: nucleus. The transcript is spliced from 3 exons. Gene Ontology annotation, molecular function: cis-regulatory region sequence-specific DNA binding. Bases 1 to 885 code for a protein of 294 amino acids. The record is from RefSeq and is a predicted model, not a curated record.